Periophthalmus magnuspinnatus is the source of this 1006-nucleotide messenger RNA. RefSeq names its product transmembrane protein 179Ba (gene tmem179ba). Gene Ontology annotation, biological process: regulation of transcription by RNA polymerase II. Gene Ontology annotation, molecular function: RNA polymerase II cis-regulatory region sequence-specific DNA binding; DNA-binding transcription factor activity, RNA polymerase II-specific. The record is from RefSeq and is a predicted model, not a curated record. NCBI's taxonomy places the organism in Eukaryota, Metazoa, Chordata, Actinopteri, Gobiiformes, Gobiidae. Gene Ontology annotation, cellular component: nucleus. Bases 1 to 1005 code for a protein of 334 amino acids. The transcript has 8 exons.
AUGGUGACGAAGGCCAUCAUUGCUGUUGCUAGCCUGUUUAGCAAUACUGUGAAGGUUAGCCUUAACAAUGUGAACAUUCAGGAGGGGUUGUCCCCAUGUCAUCUGAAGAAAGCCAAACUCAUGUUCUUCUACACGCGCUACCCCAGCUCCAACACACUGAAGACCUACUUCCCUGAUGUUAAGUUCAGUCGCUGUGUGACCUCACAGAUGAUCAAGUGGUUCAGUAACUUCAGAGAAUUCUUCUACAUUCAGAUGGAGCGCUUUGCCCGGCAGGCUGUACAAGAGGCGCUAACACAGAAUGUGACACAAGUGAGCAGAGACAGGAGACUCCAGGUUGGACAAGACACAGAGCUGUAUCGCAUUUUAAACAUGCACUACAAUAAAAGUAAUGUAUACCAGGGUCGAUUUGCUGGUCUGUGUGUGCUCUAUGGACUUGUUUCCUACAACAAAACUUCUGAAUCCAUUGGAGUCCAAUACUCCAGUCCUCCUUCUUUGUGUUACUUUGUAUCUUCCAUAUCAGUCAUAAUGGCAAUAGUGUGCUUCUCCCUCUCCCUGCACUGCCUCUACUCAUUCUACACUGAAGGGAACAUGAAAAGGGAACGUUUGUGGAUGACCUUCGAUGCCUCUGUUUGCGCAGGGUUCCUCUUUUUCCUCCUCAUAACAGGCUGUGUGUUGAAAAAUGGGAGCCUCACACUUUGUAACUCUGUCACGCAAGCAGUGCCUAAUAUAACCAGUUGUGAAGAAGCGCAGUCAAAAGCAUGGACUGCCCCCUUCAAAGGAUACCUGUUCUACAGUAGUCUUCAAAAAGCUGAGACAACUGUGUGGGUGAGCUUAUUCUUAUGGCUGAUGAUCGGAGGUCUAGGAUUGGCACAGAGGCGAUACAGUUUGAGUUCAAAGAGUUUACCCUGUGCCUUUGGGCUGUCUGCUGGGAGAAUAUUAGCCGAUCCUGGGGUGACUGCAGCCGAGACAGAGCCUUUUUUCAACUGCCCGGUUCAGCAACAAUGAG